AUGGAUGUCGGCACGUUGCCCUCCCACCUUUGGGCUGUGAUCCUGGGUUGGGGGCUUCGUGCCUUUUUCGAAAGGCCUUCGAUCCCCGAGGAAAGGCCUUGCAUCUGCCGGUGCAGCUGCUCUUGUGUCAGUGAAGGCACCGGCUACUCCUUUCUGGCCCUGGUGUUUAUCCUCGUGUUAGGAUUGGGCUUGACAGCUGCCUGGUUCUUUGUGAAGAAGGAGACCGCUGGGAUCGAGUUGUUGGUUCGUCGACUUCAAGUGAUCCGUGAGGCUCACCGAAUUUCGCCAACAAGCCCAGAUUACAGCUCAGCAGAAUUUUUCAUGGGAUGGCGCUACCGCAAGGGAGCGCAUGGUGUCGACCCUGACCUCGCCCAUCACGUGGCAGCGGAAUUGAAGUCCGAGGCCAUGAUCCUCAAGGAAAGCCGCAAGGCUAAAGAAGAGGCCCAAGCACGCCCAGGGGUGCCACCCUUCCCUGCAUGCUCUGCUGAUGUUGAAUUCGAUCCUUUCCAUGGCCGUGAGCUCAAUGACUUCAUUCGAGAAGAACGAUGGCGUGAGCUUUUUCCACUGCCGCACGCGGUCCCUACCGGCUCAGGCUACGGGCUUUCCACAUCUUCUAGACGAAGGAAGGCCAAGGUCCGUGGUUUGGUUGAGGAGUCAAAUCGUGUAAUUGACAGUUUGAACGAGAUGUAUGCCGCACAGUCCAAUGUUUGUGAAACUAGAGUCAGUGAAGCACAGAGGGCUAGUCAGCAUGCAAUUUUUCAGCAAUUGGCCCGAAUGCCCAGGGCUCAAAAACAAUGCAGUAUGCGUGAGGCUGUUCAAGAGCUUCUGCAGUGUGACUCCUCCUACGGACAGGAGGAUUUUGUCAGCACGGUACGCCCCUAUGACCGAGAGCUUGUUUCGCUCCCUGACACGGGAGAUUGUCCGAUAGCACUGGACCAGGUCCUUGAUGAACAUGGACGACAAGUACUUGGUGAUCCUCAAUGCAGUAUGCUUCUCUCGGAGGAGGAGUGGGGGCAGGUGCUGGAAGAGGGAGAUUUGGUGGCGAUCCCAGAGGGCUCUACGUUGUAUCUGGCUCAAUCCGACAUCAAGGACUAUUUUUACAGCCUUGCAUUACCACAAGAACUACAAAGCCUGUUUUGUCUUCCGGCCAUUGCCAAGUCGGCCUUGCAGGACUGGAACAUCGACAUGGCGACUGUGGAUGAAGAUGCAGAAGGCUGGACUUUCCCGAUGCUGCGGGUGGUUCCCAUGGGCUGGAGCUGGAGGUCUAGCAUUGACCGGGUCGUGGUUGAGAGCAAGGCCCCUCCAGACAUUUCAGACAAAGAGGUCAUUUUGAUCCCCUACGCUGACAAUCUGAACGUUGCAGGCAUUGAUGAACUUCGAGUUCAAGAGGUAAAGGACAAGAUCGUUCGAAGGCUCCGGCAAAUCGGAUUCAGGGUGCAUGAAGAACUUGAAGCAUGUCCCAUUGGGCAAAGCCUUGGUUUCCUGAUCGAUGGACAGAAGGGUAUUGUCACGCCAAUUCCGGAAAGGCUGCAGAAGGUGAAGCUGGCACUGGAUUGGCUUGGCAGGAGCUUCGGAGGAUUCAUGAAAGGUGCUACCCAACUCGAACUGGCCAACAAGACCAUGGACAAGCUGCAUUCAGUCCCUUGCCCCCAGAAGAAGAGAGGCAGGGUUUUGAUGACCCACUUCGACAAGAAGCCGGCAGAGAAGGCAAAGACUCGAGCGCAAGUGGUGGCCAAAAGAACGGAUCCACCCCGCUUCAAGGGACAGACGAACUUGGAGCGAUUGGCAGUCUCAGAGGCGGUCGCCCGGGACUACACACGAAGAAUAGAGGACUUGAGACGAUUCUCGAAGAUGCAGAAGCUUUCUUUGAAGGGUCCCAAGAAAUUGGACGAGGCCUGCACCAGAUUUCUCAACGACAUCUUCGAGCAGGGCGUCGAGUUCCACGAAGGCUCAAAAUUUGUGGCCGCAGUGAAAGAUGCGUUCCCAGACUAUGGCCCGAAGGGCAUGUUGCCUCGGAUGGUCCGGGCGCUGCAGGGUUGGGGGAAGGUCGACCCUCAAAAGACACGACCUCCCCUUCCAUGGGAGCUGGUGGCGAGCCUCGCCAUGAAGAUGAGGAAGCGGGGCCGCCUGCAGCCGGCGCUGGCAACCCUGACAAUGUUCACUGCUUACCUGAGGCCAGGCGAGUGUCUGGCCAUUCAGAAGACAGAUCUGGUGAAGCCGAUGCCGAAGCAAGAGUUUCAUACAUUGCAUCUUCAUCCUGCCGAACGACACGAGGCCUCAAAAGUUGGAAUCUCAGAGGAAUCAAUCCAACUGGAUGCCACGCAGGUGCAAUGGCUGGGGCUAGCCCUCGAGCAGCUCCAAUCCCCAGGUCCCUUCCUUUUCGACCUGGGAUACACGGAGAUGGUGAGUGCCUGGAAACAAGCACUCGUCGACGUAGGACUGGAGCACAACCACGCCGUGCUCCAUCAGCUUCGCCACUCUGGACCUUCGUUCGAUCGAUGCCACCGUCUCAGGUCGCUGAUGGAGAUCAAAGCCAGAGGCCGAUGGGCCGCGGAUGCCAGUCUCCGUCGCUACGAGCAGCAUGGCCGCUUGAAUCAGGAAUAUCAUCGCCUACCACUGGCGACACAAAAGCUUGUUUUGCAGUUGGAAGAGCAGAUGAGAAAGCUGGGCCCAAAGUUUUUCACCCACCCUCAACAAUAG
Durusdinium trenchii is the source of this 2700-nucleotide messenger RNA. Lineage: Eukaryota; Dinophyceae; Suessiales; Symbiodiniaceae. The record is from the annotation of a GenBank genome assembly.